Miscanthus lutarioriparius is the source of this 3042-nucleotide messenger RNA. The record is from the annotation of a GenBank genome assembly. NCBI's taxonomy places the organism in Eukaryota, Viridiplantae, Streptophyta, Magnoliopsida, Poales, Poaceae.
AUGGGCCAACAGCCAUGCGUUGCCGGGGCUGCAGCAGAGUUUCUGCCAGAUGAUCUGAGCAGAAGGACAAAGAAGAAGGCAAUGCGAUCGCUGGACAUCCUCAGCGAAAAUGAAGGUAUUGACCAACAAGCUCAGGAUGAUUACGCCAAGUUGUUUAGACAUCCUCUGUCUGAUUCACACCUCCGGGCGCUGUCUGCUCUGUUCAAGUGUUCCUUGCCUGUGGACUUUGGCCAAGGGGUUGACAGUGAAAUGUUGGGAUUGCUUUCUGUUAUAUGUUUGGUCGGCUUCAAAUGUGUUUUUAUGGAUCCUGCAAAAAUUUUAAUUUGGAAUGUUAGGGGUCUAAAUUCUACCUCCAGGCAAGACUCCGUACGCUCUAUUGUGGAUUCCUCUCGGUCGGACAUUGUGUGUAUUCAGGAAACCAAAGUCACAGAUAUGUCUCGCAGAAUUAUUCUCUCUAGUCUAGGCUCGGAUUUCUCUGACUUCAUUGCUGCUCCUUCUGUUGGAGCCAGUGGAGGAAUCUUGAUCGCUUGGAGACAGCAUAUUGGAGUUUCUCUAGCUCGGCGGGUUGACCACCACAGCGUAACAGUUCAGUUCUCUACAGAAAAUGGGCAGUCACGGUGGUUGACCAGUGUGUAUGGACCCCAAGGCAAUGACGACAAAAUUCAGUUUCUGCAGGAGUUAAGGGAUAUUCGUGCAGCAUGUCCGGGACCAUGGGUGGUGGCUGGGGAUUUUAAUCUAAUCUACAGAGAUGAGGACAAGAAUAAUGCUAAUUAUAAUAGGGCAAUGAUGGGUCAUUUCAGAAGGUUCAUCAAUGAUUUGGCUCUCAAAGAGAUACCCCUGCAUGGUCGCAAGUACACGUGGUCAAACCAGCAAAACUCUCCAAUCUUGGUAAAAUUGGAUCGAGUGCUAUGCUCAGUCGACUGGGAAGAGAAAUUUCCCAACUGCUUGCUUCAGAGUAUGGCUUCAGAUGAUUCUGAUCAUUUCCCUUUUCUGCUGGGCCUCCAAGAUAAUAGACCAGGACGACCCAGAUUUCACUUUGAGUCCUUUUGGACAAAACUUGAUGGGUUCCAGGAGGCUGUCGCUUCAGCGUGGGCUUCAACCCCUGCUGGCCCAUGCCCUUUUAUAACUCUAAACAAGAAGUUUAAAGCUGUUACCAGGGGCCUGCAGAGUUGGAGUGAUAAGGCGCUUAUUGCGGGAGAACGGGUUUGCACCAGCCAUGAGGACAAGACUGCAGUUAUUGAUGACUUUUAUGAAAAUCUGCUGGGAACCUGUACAGUAAGGGAGCACAUGAUCAACUUGGCUGAUUUGGGAAUUAAUGCACAAGAUAUGUCGGAGCUUGAACUUUCCUUCACUGAAGAUGAGGUCCUAGCUGAAGAUAUACCUACUAUUGUUUCUGGUAUUUCAUUUCCCAAGUCGAUGCGCUGGAACUCCAAUAUUGUUUUUAGUCGUCCAAUACGCUGGAUCCUGGCACUUCAUGGCGAUUUUGUUGUUCCAUUUUAUUUUGCUGGUAUCUCAAGUGGGAAUCAGUCAUGUGGCCUUCGUAACUCUUCUUUGGCUAAUUUUGAGGUGGAAACUGCAGAAUCAUAUUUACAUAGUGUGGAAAAAGCUGGGAUCUUGAUUAAUAUGCAGGAGCGGAAGGAAAAAGUCUUGCAUGCCUCUACUGUAUUGGCUGAAGGUGUCGGUGGCGAUUUUGUUGCGCCUGAUAGCUUGCUGCAGGAGGUUGUCAAUCUUGUGGAGGCGCCUGUGCCCAUCCUUGGUCGAUAUGAUGAUUCCUUCUUAGAACUUCCGAAAGAUGUACUGAUUACGGUUAUGCAGAAACACCAGAAGUAUUUUGCUGUAAUCUCCAAGUCCACAGGCGAUCUGCUACCUUAUUUUAUUGCUGUUGCCAAUGGUGCAAUUAGCGAGGAAGUUGUCCGCAAAGGGAAUGAAGCUGUUCUCAGGGCAAGGUAUGAGGACGCCAAAUUUUUUUAUAAGAUGGAUACACAAAAGAAAUUUUCUGAAUUCCGAGGCCAGCUUAGUGGCAUUCUUUUUCAUGAAAAACUUGGCACAAUGCUCGAUAAAAUGACACGUGUUGAGAAUACUGUUGCUGAAUUGGCCCUUAUUCUCGGAAUAAAUGAGAGAAUGAUCCCAAUCAUCAAAGAUGCGGCUGCAUUGGCUAUGUCAGAUCUUGCCACUUCUAUUGUCACAGAAUUUACUUCACUUGCUGGAAUUAUGGCACGCCAUUAUGCUUUGAGAGAUGGCAUCCCUGAAGAGAUUGCAGAAGCACUAUUUGAGAUAACACUUCCUCGGUCUUCGGGUGAUGUGUUUCCAAGAACAGAUGCUGGUAUAGUCCUUGCGGUUGCUGAUAGAUUGGAUAGCCUAGUUGGAUUGUUUGGAGCUGGAUGCCAGCCAAGUUCUACCAAUGACCCAUUUGGACUUCGAAGGGUCUCUUAUGGACUGGUCCAAAUAUUGGUUGAGAACAAGAAGAGCUUUGACCUCAGGCGAGCUCUCACCUUAUUGGCUGGGGUGCAACCCAUAGAAAUAGAGACUAAUGUUAUAGAUGAGGCAGUACAAUUCAUCACAAGGAGACUGGAACAACUUCUGGUGGAUGAGGGAAUUAACUGCGAGAUAGUCCGUUCAGUGCUUAUGGAGCGUGCAAACUGCCCUUAUCUAGCAGCACAAACAGCAACUGAAAUGGAAGCAUUUUCAAGAACGGACACUUUUCCAAAAGUUGUUGAAGCGUAUUCAAGGCCAACAAGGAUCAUCCGUGGAAAAGAAAUUGAGUCUGUUUUGGAGGUUGACCCAAGUGUAUUCGAGAAAGAUGAAGAAAAAGUUUUGUGGAGCGCCUACUUGGAGGUUGCUGAUAAGAUCCAUCCUGGUGUUGAUAUUAAGACCUUUGCCGAUGCUUCUCUGCUCCUGAUUCAACCCCUAGAAGAUUUCUUCAAUAGUGUCUUUGUCAUGGCGGAAGACGAGAGAGUUCGCAACAACCGGCUAGCGCUGCUGAGAAAGAUUGAGAGUUUGCCCAAGGGAAUUGCAGACCUGUCAAUUUUACCUGGGUUUUAG